AUGUCCAUCCAGGCAUUAACCACCCUCCCAACCCGCCUAACACUCACCAUCACCGCCCUAGCCAUCCUCGCCAUCCCCGCAUACCGCGACUACCGCAUCUUCAAAUCCUACGGACCAGGCGGCGUGCCCAAUAACGCGCUAGGAUGGAUUCUCGUCCGCGUCCUCUUCCAGCCCUUUGGACGCGAGAUGUUCAGUACGGGGGAGUAUGUGCGGCGCAUUGAGGCGGCGGAGGGUCAUGGGGGUAAUGAGGGGUUUUUGGCUGUGUUGGGGAGUCGGGAGAGGCCUGUUGUUGGGCCGCAUGUUGUGCCGCAACGGCAGUUGACGGAUGUUCCAGGGGAGGUUGUUAUGGAGAAACUGCGGAAUGCAUUUAACUCCUUCGCUCAUCGGAAUCAUCAUCUUGUUAAGCUUGCACGCUCGAAUCUGGAAAGACAUGCCGAUGGGAUUUUCCUGGCUGAUCAUCUUCCUGCUUCGGGGCUGGCGAGGACAAUGAAUCGCGAGAUUGCGCAUGUUCAUUUUGGGAAUGAUCACUCACUGCAUGUGGUACUUGCGCCUGCGGAUUGUAUUAAGGUUAUCGAGUCAGGCUGGGGACAGCGUCAUGCUUUCUCUGGGUCUUUGGCUAUGACAUUUCUUUCGUUGGGGACACGUCCUGAUAUCCCGGCUGAGUAUGUUUUGAUUUAUGCGCCGCGGACAGAGGCGGAGGUCGAGAUUGUCAUGCAGAUUGUUGCGGCGAGUAUCAAGUUCAUGACGGGGCGGGAGGAUGUGCGUUGA
Molecule: messenger RNA, 768 nt
Organism: Penicillium salamii
Lineage: Eukaryota; Fungi; Ascomycota; Eurotiomycetes; Eurotiales; Aspergillaceae
Source: the annotation of a GenBank genome assembly